Molecule: messenger RNA, 465 nt
Organism: Vicia faba (fava bean)
Lineage: Eukaryota; Viridiplantae; Streptophyta; Magnoliopsida; Fabales; Fabaceae
Source: the annotation of a GenBank genome assembly
AUGGGCAGGGAUGUCAAGAAAAUGGUGCUGGAGAUCCUCAACAAUGAUCAGGAGCCAGCAGAUUUAAAUCAAACCUUCAUUGUCUUGAUCUCAAAGUGCAAAAACCCUAGGUCUCCGAACAAGUUUCGGCCAAUCAGAUUUUGCACUUGUUUUUUUGCGGAUGAUAGCAUUCUUUUUGCAAAGGCCAAUUCUCAAGAGGAAGAAAGAAUAAUGGAAGUCCUUUCUUACCGAAAUGCGUCAGGUCAGAUGGUCAAUCUCGACAAGUUUGAGGCCUCUUUCAGUCGAAAUGUGCGGGAGGAAGUAAAAAAUAUCAUCCGUAACAGGAUGAGAGUUAAGAGUGCUAUCUCACUCGAGAUAGGUAUUGGGAAGAUCCAAGAAGGAGGUGUUUUCUCGUGUUGUAGAGAGCGUAUUUGGAAGAAGAUGAAAGAUUACCUGAAGGAGUGUGCAUGGAGAUUGAAGGGCUGA